AUGUUUGAUGAGAAGGUGCUUAGGAGCAGUAUGAUGAUUUGCAUCAUCCUCCAUAAUAUGAUUGUGGAGGAUGGGUAUGAUGCCCCAGAGAUGUUCGAACCCGAUCCCAUGAACACGACAUUGACAAGAAUUUAUGAACGGCACGUGAGAGCAAAUGGACAACCACUAGAGCACGAACCAUUGAUUAGGGACAGUCGAUGA
Molecule: messenger RNA, 201 nt
Organism: Prunus armeniaca (apricot)
Lineage: Eukaryota; Viridiplantae; Streptophyta; Magnoliopsida; Rosales; Rosaceae
Source: the annotation of a GenBank genome assembly